Hypanus sabinus (Atlantic stingray) is the source of this 7057-nucleotide messenger RNA. RefSeq names its product NACHT, LRR and PYD domains-containing protein 3-like. Bases 743 to 3667 code for a protein of 974 amino acids. The record is from RefSeq and is a predicted model, not a curated record. Gene Ontology annotation, molecular function: protein binding. The transcript has 13 exons. Gene Ontology annotation, cellular component: cytoplasm. Lineage: Eukaryota; Metazoa; Chordata; Chondrichthyes; Myliobatiformes; Dasyatidae.
AGUUUCUUUACACAGGGUAGAGGGUAGCGUCUCUAGCCGGGGCGGAAGACCCCAGAAGGCACGUAAUCCCGUUUGCCCCUCCCAUUUAACCGGGCAGCAUCUGCCCUUCUGUUUCAGAGGCCCCGCCCUCUGGAUGACGCAGCACCAUCUUCGCGCAUGCUCGGUGUCUCCAGAUGGGCUGUGUUUUCCUUUCCGCUCAGUGCUGCUGAAGCAAUUAUCUGCGGGGUCGGUAAAGGAUCGUUGCCUCCCGGGUUGGAAUCGAAAAAAGGUCGGGGGGCCGGGGAUCGGGAUCGGUACCCAGUUAUCUGUGCUCGUCAGAAAUGUGUUGGCUUCACUGAAUCUGCAUUAAACGAUCCAAACCAGGAGCCCAGGCUGUGUAUUUUCGCAGAAUUGACAUGGAAAUCCCGCCAAAAGGUCACGUGAGGCUGUGCCACAGAUCUGCUCCGCUCUCCGCUUAGUGACGCAAGAUCACGUGGUGGGCGCGCAUAGUCCGUGGAUCGAUGCAAGUGAUUUAUUAGAAGAAAAACCCACAACUAGAAGUAAACCACAACUGAAGACGAGGGAACAGCAACAAGUGAACCAGCCCAAGGACUGAAAGCACCAACUGGAGAGAACCCUUCUGACUCAGUUUCCAUUGAUUCUCUCAGGGAGAGUUUGGGCAUCACCAUCGGGGAAGUUUCCUGCACCGGGACCAAAGUGUAAACAAAAAGACGACAAUCAACAAUCAUCAGUCAGAAUCAGAAUGGACAUAGGUGGGAAUUUAAAUCGAGUAUGGAAGGGAGUCAAGAGAUUUUUACCAGGUAACCCAUCCAGGGAAAAUGAUCGGUACACAGGAAGCAAGGUACCAAAGCAGGGUUGCAUUGAGAGCAAUGUCCCAAUUGAAUGCAGUCCGAACCAAAGUCAACCCACAGACAGUGGUGUCAGAGACACCGAUCAGGACCCUGGAACCAGCACAAGUGAGGCGACUGCCCAUCAGCUCGAAAUCUCACUGAACACAGAAUUGUCAAGUCCCCAACAAAGAGCAGAGCCAGAAUUUACAAUCUCUGACCUCCUGGCACAGUGGGGGGAGUAUCGACUGUACCAACUGACAAAGUUCUACAAGGACAGACUGGAACAAGCAAUUGAAGAAAAGGUUGAGAGACUCGGUUGGAUGUUGACAAAGGAGGGACAUUUCAGUAGGGAAGAAAAUGAGAAAGUCACUGAACUGACAGAGAGGGGAAAUCGGACAGCGAGUUCCAGACUCUUCCUCAGUUUGGUGAUGGGCAAAGGAUCCCAGGCCCGGAGGGCAAUGUGGGAAUCCUUUGUGACAUGGAGGACUGAGUUACCAAAGUUGGACAGAAUUCUGAGGGAAAUACAGGAGCUCGGUCCUGAUCCACAGGAAUACAUGAACAUUGCCCAAGGGUUAUCUGAGCUACCCACUUAUCUGAUAGAUGUUCAACAGAAACACAAGGAGACUCUGCGGGAACAAACUGAAACACUGAGAGUGAACACGAUCCUGAUCACAGAGAAGGUGAAGGUUUUCCAGCUGGUUGAUCGAUACGCUGAGCUCACGGUCAUUUCUACUGUUCGAGAUCGGACACUGGUGGAACAUGAACUGCUGGCAAGAGGUAGACACCAUGAAGAAUUGAGAGCGAAACAUCUCCGCAGAAAGCUGGAAAAAAUCAGGACUGAUCAGUUGUUCCAGAGCAGCUUUUCCCGGAGUAAAUCCAAAUCUGGGAGUUCGGCAGCAGUGGCCGGAGUCCCAGGAAUCGGAAAAACAACAAUGGUUCAAAAGAUUGUUUAUGAUUGGGCCACAGGGAAAAUAUACCAACAAUUCCAGUUCAUCUUCAGUUUCAAAUUCCGGGAUUUAAAUGCCAUUAACUGUCGAAUAAACCUGAAGGAACUGAUUCUGGAUCGAUAUCCUUACUUUGGGAAUACCCUGAGAGAGGUUUGGAAGAAUCCAGAGGGAUUGUUGUUUAUAUUUGAUGGUUUGGAUGAAUUCAAUGACAAAAUUGAUUUUGCUGGCAGUCGGAGAGACACAUGCACAGAUCCUGAAUUCAAGUGCAAGGUGUCUGAGAUUGUAUACAGUUUAAUCCAGCACAAGCUGCUCCCAGGGUGUUCAGUGCUGGUGACUACCCGUCCCACUGCAUUGCAUUUAUUGGAAAAAGCAGAGAUCAGUGUCCGGGCUGAAAUCCUGGGAUUUGUUGGUGAGGAACGGAAGGAAUACUUCUUCAGGCAUUUUGAAGAUCAGACGGUGGCGGAAGCUGUUUUCAAAUACAUGCAGGAGAACGAGAUCCUGUAUACCAUGAGCUACAACCCCUCCUACUGCUGGAUCCUUGCUCUGACACUGGGUCCCUUCUUUACACAAAGAGUCAGGGACCCACAGCGAGUUCCCAAGACCAUCACCCAACUGUACUCCUACUAUAUUUACAACAUCCUGAAAAACCACAGCCGUGCGAUUGAGAACCCCCGUGAUGUGUUACUCAGGGUUGGUCAGAUGGCCUUCAGAGGAGUGUUCGAUAAGAAGAUAAUAUUUACAGAUGGAGAUUUGAUCAACUACAACCUGCAGCCUUCCCAGUUCCUGUCUGGGUUCCUGAUGGAACUUCUGGAGAGAGAGGAUUCUGCCCAGUGUGUGGUGUACACAUUCCCACACCUCACCAUCCAGGAGUUUGUAGCUGCAGUCGCACAAUUCCUGAAUCCUCAUCCCGGGGAUAUCCUGAAAUUCCUCACUGAAGCUCACAACGCUACGGAUGGGCGAUUUGAGGUAUUUCUCCGUUUUGUUGCUGGUCUCUCCAACCCAAUGACAGCUCGGGGCCUGGAGGAGUUUCUGGGUCGAUUUCCUCAUGAAACAAUCUGCCGGGUGAUUGACUGGGUGAAGGCGGAGGUUAAACGCCAGAGUGGAAACACAAGAAGUCAAUCUGGUAAAAGGAGGCUCCUAAACACAUUGCACUACCUGUUUGAGUCUCAGAAUCAUGGACUGGCUAAGGCCACACUGGGAUCCAUGAAAACACUUAAAUUCUGUGAAAUGACACUGACCCCGAUUGACUGUGCGGUCCUGUCUCAUGUCAUCAGACUCUGUGAUAGAAUAAAACUCCUCGACCUGUGGGGCUGCCGCAUUCAGUAUGAAGGAAUCCAGCGGCUGGGACCCGGGCUUCACAAGUGCCAGGAGUUGAGAUUUGGGGGCAAUAAACUGGGAGAUUCAGGAGUGAAACUGGUGUCUGAGGCUCUGAGGAACCCGGAGUGUAAAAUACAGAAACUGUGGCUGAGUGAGGUCGGUCUCACAGAUUCUGGUGCCAAAGAUUUCGCCUCCGCUCUCAGUACAAAUCCAAUACUGACGGAGCUGAUCCUGAGUGCUAAUGAGCUGGGAGAUUCAGGAGUGAAACUGGUUUCUUCGGCUUUGAGGAACCGGGGGUGUAAAAUACAGAAACUGGUGCUGAUCGAUGUCGGACUCACAGAUUCUGGUGCCGAGGAUCUUGUCUCCGCUCUCAGCCGAAACACAUCACUGACAGAGCUGGACCUGGGAAGAAACUCGCUCACAGACCGAUCUGUCCCCACUCUCCGGUGCCUCGUACUGACUCUCCCGAGUCUGAAGCGGAUCGGGCUGGCGUACAAUCGGUUCACUUGUACCGGGCAGAAGGAACUGAGAUCUCUGCAGGAACCCAGACCCGAACUGACUGUGAUCUUGUGAGCAAAUGAAUGUGUGAACACCCCUGCCUGCAGGAUGGGGACAUUUUGCUGAUUCCCUACCCUCCCCUUUAACUCCCACUGUCCCCUUUAGCUCCCACCCUUACCUUUAAUAGCCACGCGCCAGGUUUAAGUCCCAACGAUUUUUACAGAACUGGCUCCAGUCCCACGGCCCACAACAUUGCAAGUGAUCCCAGUCCCGCAGUGACGUAUUUCCACCUCCUGUCCGGCGGUGCUGCUUCCGCCGGAUGUUCACGUUCGAGACUCCCGCACCUGACCCGGGGAAUUACGCGGGGAUGGUGGGUUUCAGUCUGGGACACCAUUGAUGACGUUAAGAAAUCCCUCGACUUUAUCCGUGAAGAGGUGAGUACACUGAAGUCUGAUGUCAUGCAGAUUAAAGGGACUUGCACGGACCACGAGAAGAGAAUUGAGACUUUGGAGCUGAGGCUGAAUGAGGCCAAGUGUUAUCAGAGAAGUUGCAAUCUGAGAAUCCAUGACAUUCCAGAGCAAACGGAUAAGAUAUUAAAAAUAAAGUAACUCAUAUAUGCCAAGCAGUAGCUCCUCAGUCCAAGGAGGAGAUUCUACUACAAGUGGAUGUUGUACAUCGUCUCGGUAGGAGAAGAGGGGAUAAGAAUCCUCGGCUGACCAUUAUUCGAUUUCAAACAGAACCAUGAUGAUCUGGCAUGGAAACAAGCCAGAAAUAUGAAUACUUGCUCUCGCAGAGCCUGCGGAUUGCUGAGGACCUGACUGCAGCUGAGCAGUUGGCCCGACAGAAGCUGUGGCUGCUAGUCGAGGCGGCUGGAAAAGAUGGGAAGCAUGCUUUCUUUGCUGAGACCCGAGCUUUCAUUAAUGCAGAGAUACAAACAGAACAUGUUGGUCUGGCAGCUGGUCUACUACCUCUACUAAUAUUUGAGUCUGGUCUUUGUUUAUGUAGGACUGGGAUAGUUCUUUAAUUAUUAGAGAUGAAGAAUUCUUUUCAUCUCUCAUAAGACUGUCUUUUUCACUUUUUUCUCUUAUUACCAGGGGUCUUAGACACAAUGUUAAAUGUAAGGCUUUAUUCUUUUUCUUAAAGCAGCAUAAACAUAUGGACUUCUUUUUAAUCUAAGAGUCACACUCUGUGACUAAAGACAUUAAACUAUGGAAAUCCUGGUGGGGGAACGAUGUUUGGUUUUCACAUGGUUCUGGACAUUCUGCAGGUGUUCUUAUUCUGAUGUUUAAUUUGAAAGGGAAUGUUUUGCACUCUGAGGUGGAUAUGAAUUGACAUUUUUAUGUUCAGAUUGUUCAAUAUUUUGGUAAAAUGUUUCUUAUUGCUAAUAUUUAUGGUCAUAAUAUUAGAAAUGAUAAUGAUGGAUUACUUGAGAUUUUGGAAAGAAGUUUUGAUUAUUGGCUCUCUAAAUUUCCUGAUGCACUUAUUGUUACGGGAGGAGACCUUAAUAAGGUAUUAAAUGAAAAUAUUGAUCGAUGGCCACCAAGGCAGUGCUCUACUUAUAAUAACUUUACUAGCUUUAUUCAGAAGGUUAAUGUGAUAAAUAUUUGGAGAGAGCACUUUCCUGGAUUUAGAAAUUAUACUUGGACUAAUAAAUCUAUUACAUGCAUGUCUCGUCUAGAUUAAUGGUUACUAUCCGAUACCUUAAGAAAUAAUAAUGUCACUUUUAUUUUUUCCCCUCACCUUUAACAGAUCAUAAAGCUAUCCACAUACAAACUGCAUUAUCUUCAUCUGAAUCCAAUUUGAAAUCUUAUUGGAAAUUAAAUAAUUCCAUUUUGGGGCAUGAAGUUGUCUCCUUGCACAUUAAAAUGUUGGCAACCUACUUUUUGCUAAAGCGAUGGGAGAGAAUAAUUUCUCUACAAAUUGGCAACUUUUAAAAUUUGAAUCAGCCAAAUUCUUUAGGAAAUACAGUAGUGAUAUAGCAAAGAAAAGGCAAUUGGAAGUACAAUUAUUGAUCGCAAAAACAGCAAAUUUAUGUGAAUUGUUUCCAGAUAACCUUUCAGGGAGAGAUAAAGCAGAGCUGGCUUUGUUAAAGGAUCAGUUAAGCCAUUUUUAUUUUAUAAAGGCAGAAGGUGCAUGUGUGAGAUCUAGAAAACAAUGGCUGGAAGAGGGUGAACAAAGUACAGCUUAUUUCUUUCAUUUCGGAAAACAGCGUGCCCAAUUCAAUUCCAUUCAGCUUAAUAUUGAUGGUGUGAUUACAGAGGACUUUUAAAAAAAAAUAGCAAAAUAUUGUUGUUUUUAUAGUAUUUUGUAUAGCUCAAAAUGUUGUGAAUCAUCUACACUACAUUUCAUAAAUGAUAUUGGUAUUCUUAGGAACCUGUCCAAUGAUCAGAAAGACCUGUGUGAUGCUUUUAUUACCUUGGGAGAAGUUAAGGCUGUCAUUUUAAAUUUAAAAAACAAUGAGUCGCCAUGUGUGGAUGGCCUGACUGCAGAAUUUUAUAAGAUGCUUUCUGACACCUUAGCCCAUUUUUACUAAAAUAAUUUUACUAAAAUUAUUUUUAGAAUGUGUUGAUAAAGAAUUUCUUCCUACUUCUAUAACACAGGGCCUUAUUAGUUUAAUUCCUAAACUGAGAAAAGAUAAAUAUUUAUAGAUAAUUGGCGUCCUAUUUGCCUUCUCAUAGUGAUUAUAUAAUUCUGGCCCAAAUCUUUGUUGCUUCUAUUCCUAUGGCUGUUAGUCUUUGGAAUAGUUGCUUUGGGAAUCUGAGGUGGAUGAUUAUUUGGAGCUUAUUCAUUUUUUUUUACUGAGGAAUAAAAUUAAAGAAAUUUCCUUUGAAGUUAUCCAUAAAUAUUAUCCAACCAAUGUUUAUUUGAUAAGGUUUAGUUCUGAUAUUGAAGCUAACUGUUCUUUUUGUGGCUUAUGUAUAUCCAGAGGAUUUAUUUCAUCUGUUUUGGGAUUGUGAAUAUGUUUAAACAUUUUGGGUUGAUGUUUGUCAAUUUAUAGAGCAAUGUAUUAAUGUGGAUUUUACUUUCCGUUUUGAAAAUGUUUUAUUUGGGUUUAUUAAUAAUACCAAGUCACAUAUAGAUCAUGUCUUUAUCAUAAAUCUUUUGUUAAUUUACAGUAAAAUUUAUAUCCAUAAAUGCAAAUACAGCAAUAAGAAACCUUCAUUUAUAUUUUUUAUGUCAGACUUCAAGCUAUACAUUCAUACUCUUAAAAACUUCCCACGUCCAGGAAGCUGUAGAGACUAGACAAAUUUAUCAACGUUUCGGGUUAUUACUUAAGUGCUUUUAUUUUGAGACUCCUUUUAGAUAUAGUUCCUGCUGUCCAACAGUAUUUAGAGUGGAUUUUCUUUUUUAUUUGUAAUUUUAAAGUUAAUGUGUUGCUGUUUAUGUGUGAUGCCCUGGCUUUGUUAGCAUAUGUUCAGUGUUCUUGUCUUUGUAUUCAAUAAACAUAUUUUUAUUAAAACUGCU